Molecule: messenger RNA, 1098 nt
Organism: Hypanus sabinus (Atlantic stingray)
Lineage: Eukaryota; Metazoa; Chordata; Chondrichthyes; Myliobatiformes; Dasyatidae
Product: probable G-protein coupled receptor 139
Exons: 3
Coding region: 1-1098 (365 amino acids)
Biological process (GO): G protein-coupled receptor signaling pathway
Cellular component (GO): membrane
Molecular function (GO): G protein-coupled receptor activity
Source: RefSeq, a predicted model, not a curated record
AUGUCCGAGCGGCCUGGAGGGAAAUCGUCCGCCAACUGGAAAUUCCAGAUGCGACCUAACAACUACGACGACACCUUCUUGAUCAUUGUAGAACUAGCCGUCAGCGCAGAGUGGCAGAGUGAAAAAGUACAGAAAAUGCUGAACACUUAUUACGACGUGCAGAAGGUUCUCUACGUUUUCAUUGCCAUCGUUGGAGUUCCCGUGAAUUUACUGGCUAUUCUGAUCCUGUCACGGGGGAAUUGCGGACUUUCCACCUGCACCACUCGAUACCUGGUAGCCAUGGCAACGGCGGAUCUGCUCGUGAUUAUCACUGAGGUCAUUUUGCUUCAGAUUAAUUACUAUUAUUUCCCAGUCAGUUUCCUGGACAUCACACCAGUGUGCAUUAUCAUCCGCAUACUACCUCGUGCUGCCACGGACUGCUCCGUCUGGUUCACGGUCACUUUCACCUUUGACCGAUAUAUCACCAUUUGUUGUCAGAAGCUGAAGAUAACAUAUUGCACCGGUAGAACUGCAACUGUGGUUCUGGUAACAGCCGGCACUUUCCUCACUCUGAAAAGCAUUCCAUUCUACUUUGCCUAUGGACCGAGAGAGAUCAUUGACGAUAUACCGUGGUUCUGUCGAUGGAAACCAAGUUACUUCACCGAACCUGGAUGGGUGGGAUUCGACUGGUUCGAUACGGUGUUAACUCCCUUACUUCCUUUCUCUGUAAUUCUGCUCUUGAACGCUCUGACAGUGAGGCAUAUAUUAGUGGCAAGUCGGGUCCGUAAGGGUCUGAGGGGGCAGAGCAACGGGGAGAACCGCACUGACCCAGAGAUGGAGAGCAGGAGGAGGUCAGUGGUUUUGCUUUUCACUCUCUCCGGCAGCUUCAUCCUCCUGUGGCUAACGAGCGUUCUAUUCUUCAUGUAUUAUCAGAUCACAGGACUGGAGUGGACUGACGCCGAGUUUAUCUUUUUGCAAAUGGGCACUCUGCUGCAGAAUUUCAGCUGCUGCACCAACACAUUUAUUUAUGCGGUGACUCAAUCCAAGUUCAGAAAGCAGGUGAAAGCUCUGCUGAAAAAUACGGUCACCUCACUACUUCUGAUCACUCAUAAACCAUGA